GGCGGCGGGCGGGGCGGCUGUUCGGCUCGUCAGGCCUGAUCGCCCGCGCCGCUCGGCGCGCCGGGCCGGGGCUGCGCUGCCGUUGCCAUGUUCCGCCUGGUGCGCCUGGGCCCGCCGCGGCCGCCGCCGCCGGUUGCGCGCAGCCCCCCGCGCCGCCUCCCGCCCGCCGCCGUCCCCCGCGCCUUGGGCUGCGCUCCCCGCAUCGCCCGGGCUGGCCUCAGCCCGCCGCCGCUCCUGGUAACGCUGCGAUCCGCCGCCGGCAUCUCCGCCAAGGAUGCAGGUGUAUCCCCUGAAAAGGCAGCCACGGAUCCCAGUGGUGAAAACAAGAAACCCAACAAAUCCCAGCAACUGAAGCAAGUUUUUAAAGAAUAUGGUGCUGUAGGGGUUUCGUUCCAUGUUGGAAUUUCAUUAGUAUCUCUAGGAAUCUUCUACCUGGCUGUGUCAAGUGGUGUGGAUAUGACUGCAGUUCUCUUGAAACUUGGUUUCAGUGAAUCUUCGUUGCAAUCUAAAAUGGCUGCUGGCACAAGCACAUUUGUGUUGGCAUAUGCUAUUCAUAAAUUAUUUGCUCCAGUACGAAUCAGCAUUACUGUAGUUUCUGUGCCAUUUAUUGUCCGAUACUGCCGGAAGAUUGGUUUCUUCAAACCUCCUGCCCCAAAUCCAUGAUGAUUUCUUACCGGUUUAUAUUCUGUUUUUUUAAAUGCUCUACAUCCAUGUAGCUUUUCAGCUGAGUUUCUUUAAAAGACUUGUUUGAAUUCAUGUUAAUGCUGACCUCCUCUUGCAUUUCUUACUUGUUCUUUCAGGUAAAUGUUACACUGUGAAAAGUGCCGUCAUUAUCUUCUUUCCCUUUUGCCACCUCUUCUUUAGAAAAACCCCUUUAAAUGCUAUCUGAUUUUCACUGGAAGUGCUAAUAUAAAUGCUUGACAAUGAGCAGUCUCUCUAGAACACACAGUUCUGGGACUUUAUAAUCUAGCUUUAUGGGCCUUAGGUUUUUUUUCUUGUCAAAAUAGAGUGGCAGCAUUACUUUAUUACUGUGUAGUAAUAAGUUUAUUAAUAACAAUCAGAGUAAGACUCUCUUCCUGAUAGUCUAUGAAAUAAACAAUAUCCUGCUA
Messenger RNA from Phalacrocorax carbo (great cormorant), 1109 nucleotides. NCBI's taxonomy places the organism in Eukaryota, Metazoa, Chordata, Aves, Suliformes, Phalacrocoracidae. The record is from RefSeq and is a predicted model, not a curated record.